AUGGAAAUAGUUGGUGAUUGCAUAAAAAGGUCAACAUUUCGUUCUCGUUCUUUCUGCAAGACCCUCUCUCUCCCUCCUUCAGGAUCCAUGUCACUUCUCUUCAAGAACCAUUACUUCCUGAGCAUCCUCAUCCUUUUGUGUUUAUACACAUCGUAUAUACGUGCCCUGAAAGCCCCGUUUCAUCCACAGGACGUACUGCCACUGUUGCCCAGACAAGUCUCAUGGCCAGUUCUCAACUCUCUCCGCAGUGCAGUCGAUCUUUUGCCUACUUUUGUAGGGGCUGCUUCGUCUUCCAACAAAACAGGGGAGUGGAAAGGGGCUUGCUUUUACAAGAACACGGCUUGGAUGGAGUUUAACCACAAAAAUGGCAGUGAAUUUGGUGGAGGAACUCUUCAUAUUAAGGUUAGUGAUGCGCAUAGUUGGACAUGCAUGGAUCUUUACGUCUUUGCAACACCAUAUCGCGUGACAUGGGAUUACUACUUUUUAUCUCGUGAACAUACCCUGGAGUUCAAAGAAUGGGAAUCAAAAGCUGAAUUUGAAUAUGUGAAACACAAGGGGGUUUCCAUUUUUCUCAUGGAAGCGGGCAUGCUGGGAACCCUUGAGGCGCUAUGGGAUGUCUUUCCCUUGUUCACAAACACGGGAUGGGGUGAGAACUCAAACAUUGGAUUUCUUAAGAAGCAUAUGGAGGCUUCCUUUGAACAACGUCCUCAGCCAUGGGUUACAAACAUUAGUGUUGACGACAUACACUCUGGAGAUUUCCUAGCGAUAUCGAAAAUUCGGGGCCGAUGGGGUGGUUUUGAGACCCUUGAGAAGUGGGUAACUGGAUCUUAUGCUGGUCAUACUGCUGUUUGCUUAAGGGAUUCUGAAGGAAAGCUGUGGGUUGGGGAAUCGGGACAUGAAGAUAAUGAGGGAGAAGAUAUUAUUGACAUCUUACCCUGGGAUGAAUGGUGGGACUUCGAGUUGACCAAAGAUGAUUCCAAUCCACAUAUCGCGUUGCUUCCUUUGCGUGCUGACCUCAGGGCCAAGUUUAAUAAGACUGCUGCAUGGGAGUACGCACGAAGCAUGGUUGGCAAGCCAUAUGGUUAUCAUAACCUAAUAUUUAGCUGGAUAGACACCAUUGACAGAAAUUAUCCACCACCUUUGGAUGCUAACCUGGUAGCUUCUGUUAUGACUGUUUGGAAUCAAAUACAGCCUCAAUAUGCUGCUAACAUGUGGAAUGAAGCCUUGAACAAGCGACUUGGAACUCAGGGUCUCUCUCUUCCUGAAGUUCUUGUGGAAGUUGGAAAGCAGGGGUCCUCCUUUGAUAAAUUGCUAAUGAUUCCUGAGCAGGACGAUUGGAUAUAUAGUGAUGGGAAGUCAACGUCCUGUGUUGCUUUUGUUCUUGAAAUAUACAAGGAAGCAGGACUAUUUGAUGCACUUGCAAGCUCCAUUCAAGUUACUGAGUUUACGAUAAAAGAUGCUUAUACACUCAAGUUCUUUGAAAAUAAUUCAAGCCGCUUGCCUAAGUGGUGCAAUGAUGCAGACACAGUGAAGCUUCCUUUCUGUCAAAUUCGAGGGAAGUACCGAAUGGAAUUACCUGGAUACAAUACUAUGGAUCCCUACCCAUAUAUGAAUGAAAAGUGUCCAUCUUUGCCCCCAAAAUACUCCAGGCCAAAGGAUUGCUGA
Messenger RNA from Ilex paraguariensis (yerba mate), 1665 nucleotides. The record is from the annotation of a GenBank genome assembly. NCBI's taxonomy places the organism in Eukaryota, Viridiplantae, Streptophyta, Magnoliopsida, Aquifoliales, Aquifoliaceae.